GAGGAAACGUCAUAUCUCUGCGCGGCGGGAAAAGUUCAGUCUGUCAGAGAAUUUCAGGUUAAGCUGUGGCCUUGUGUUUAUGCUUUGUCUUUGCUGUUCCUAAUUGAUUCAGUUCAGUUCAGGUACAGAAAAAUAGCUUCUCUCGCAUGCAGGUAAAAAAAAAGAAAAAAAAAAAAAGCAAAGUUGGUGUCGUAUGUAGCAGACGAAUAGACCGGCUCGUGUUGUAUUACAUGGAUGCCAUAGUAGCCGUUACGUUUGAUAUCAAAGAUGGCGAGCAAAUGAAAAUAUUGCGAAAAGAAAAUAUCUGUCUAUUAAUAAUAUUUUCACUUGCUUCAAAAAUAUUUAGAGUUUUCAUAAAUCCAUGAUUACUUUGUUUUUUUUUCUACUAUAAACCGACGUAGCAGUGACGUACCCGUUUCCUUCUUCCUCCGGCUCUUGAGCGAAAUGGCGGCUGGAUAUGUUAGGUUUUUGUACAUUAGCUAACGCAAAACCAAUUUAAGACGCAAUUUUGGUAUCUAGGCGCCAUAAUUGGGUGCUUUCUUUAGUUCUGGUCUAGCAAAUUUCUGGGUUCAAGGCGAAGUUCGGAAAGUCAAGCCUCGAAGGAGUUUGCCGCACGGAGUGAAGCCACCACCACACACAAAUUUCUCAACUAGGAUAUUUGCAAGUUACUUUCAAAGAUGUCUGACAUUCUAUCAAGAGGGUUCAAGGCCCAGCUGACCACAGCUAUGGAAUCUAUUUCGAGGAGAGCCGUGUAUGAGAUAAUGAAGAUUUUUGAAAACACAUUGUAUGACAAUCACAUGGAGCUGGCACAGAAAGGACAAGAGGUCGUCCAACUUAAAAUCAAGUUACAGACAGCAGAGCUAAAGCUGAAAGAACUUGAGGAUGCAAGAGGAAGACAAGUAAAGACGAAUAAAGUUCAGACGAAUCCGUCGCAAACAGAGGUUGAAGUUGUCACAGAAACUCCAGGACAGUCUUCUGAGGUUCCUGAGAUUGAUUUUGAAGUACCCGAUGACUGGUGUUCUCCUCUGAGCUACGAGACUGUGACCAAACCAGAUGAAGUUGUGUGUCCCAGUGUACGACUACGGCCGUUGUCCAUACCUCUGUGUCAUAUUACAAUCCCCAAGGUUGAGGCAGUUCGCUGUGACAUUGACUUGAGCCAGAGAAGAAAGGGUGCCAGGAGAUCCAGUAGAAUGUAGCAGCAUGUGAACCGGUUCCCCAUCUAUUGUUGGAUCUGGUUGGAGUGGCCCUACAGCUUGGUGCAACUCUCCAGAGCAGAGAUGAUAUAGAGACGUGUCACAACAGUGAACUCGGGUCUGCAAUACAAAGAAAAUCCAGUGUGCCCAACCUGGACAAUCAAGCUAAGCAGUCACAUGAAGUUUCAAAUUUAAAAGAGAGCAAAAAAACAGGUAAGGACAAAAAAUUACCAGCGCAUGAUCAUUGGUUUCACAACAUUAAAAAUGAUGUGAAACUGUUCCUCCAUGACAUCAAAGAGGAAUAUCCGGACCUAAUUGCUUCGGAACACCAUAGACAAAGGAGGAGAAAAUUAAGAGGACAAAAGCAAGAAAAUGAAGUGAAGAGCAAAAGGGAGCAAAGAAAAACAGCAUCAACUGAGUCCACGUCCAAAGAACAUGAAACAAUGGAAAGUGGCAGCAAAAAUGCUUACUCCUGCAAGAUUUGCGAAAAAGUGUUCAAUACAGAAUUUGGCCGAAAUGUGCACAUACGAUCGCACAAGACGUGUCGAGGCUGCAAGAAAUUCUUCCCAUUUCCGAGCACACUGAGACGACAUAAACGUAAUUGUGCAAAACUCAAGAAAUUGUUGGCAGCCAGCUCUGAAGGCAAACCAGCUGAUGAAGGAGAAACCCGUACGCCAAGCAAAAAACAGGCCAUCAGUGAAGAGAGCACACGUUCCUCAAGCAGCAACAACAAUAAGGAGGGAAAUAAAAACACGGGAAGGUACCCCUGUACGCACUGCAGCAAGUCAUUUGAUUUUCGGUUCAAGUUAAUAGAGCACAUGCGGAUUCAUACCGGUGAAAAGCCGUAUUCAUGCAGCAUUUGUCAAAAGACAUUCCGCAUUGCUCAGUCACUCAGAUUGCACAUGGUGAAAAGACACAACGACCAAAACACGGACAUAAAUGGAGACCUUUCAUGGACCAGACCUUUAGAAGAGAUCGAAGAGAACACGGGGGGUCCAGUUUCUCCCCACAAACACAUGAGUGAGGAACCCAAGCAAAACAAAGAGAGGCGUCGGUCAAAGAAAAACUCCAGAUGGCAAACAAUGGGCGUGCGGCACAAUCACGGCUUCAUGUGCUUAUCCUGUCACAAGGUGUUGAGGAGCAAAGUAAUCUUGAUUGAACACUAUCGCAUCCACACAGGAGAGAAACCCCUAAAAUGCGACAGGUGUCCUGCGAAGUUUCGUACUAAUGCGCAGCUGUACAUGCACAAAAAGAAGUGCCGCUGUCCUCCGGCAGCUAUCCAGUGCAAGAAGUGUGACAAACCAUUACCCUCACAAGAAGUUUAUGACAAGCAUGUGUCUAAAUGUAAAAAUUAGAGCAGGCUCGCCUAAAGGACUAAACCAAAGGACUCCUCUGGUACCAUAUCGCGCGCUAACAUCAGUACUAAUUACUGUGAGUAAACCAGAUGUCAUUACCUGACUGUGGACAUUGAAACACUGGAUUUUGUCUCUGGUGGCUUUAAGUUAAACUGUACUGUUUUUUUGUUUGUUUGUUUUUUGUUUAAUACAAUUACAUGAUUGUCUUUCAUAUCUGGCGUAUUUUAAAACAAUACAUAAAACAAUAAUCAACAAUCGGGUGAUGUCUGCUAUUGACAAAUUGGUAAGAAGAAAUUUUUUUAAACUAAGAGUUACACUUUUUUAAUCCACCUAAAACGGUUUUUUUUGUUGGGUUUUUUUUCACUAAUAACAUGAAAAUAAAUGUUGGGGUUUAAGCAGUGGUUCAAGCUAGUGCAGAUGUAGAGUAACCCUCAGGAAUUUCAGUCUAAAUAUUUCUAAAGACGUUUUUGGUUUUGUUUGGGUUUUUGUUAACCGAGUUAAUACCUCAUAAUUUGGGAUAGUUCAUCAUAUUGAUGCAAAAGUUCUGUAAAACCAACAUUGCCUUAAAGCAGACCUGCACUUUGACCAUAAUAGUGACUGCAAUGGUUGUGGUAAUGGAUACUGAAAGACUAACUACAUCAGUACAGGUUGUAUAACAUAGAUCCCUGUUUGCUAAACUCUGUUUUAAAGGCUUACCCUCUUGUUCUUGUUUAUAACUUGAGCUAAAUGCCAUUCUCGCUGUCUGUUUGUUUUGUGUUUAGCUUGUCCUGUCGUUGUCAACAGGAAUUUGAGAAAUCGCAUGACUUGACCUUUCACAUCAUCCCAAAUUGCCUGAUGUGCUUGAGUGCUUGAGCUUUUCAUGUUGACUGUAUUUACUGGACAAAAUCAGUUAUUCUAAAGGUUCAACUGUUGUUUUAUAUCUGAAAACAUUUCAUUGUUCUGUGGUUUUGAUACCUUUGCAAUUUUUAUGCAGUUUUUAAUAUAUUUUGUACGUUUGUUCAGUGUUUUUUGCUUCAAGUUUACAAAUUUCAAAAUGUGUUUGUGUGCAUUAAAUAUUGAUUUCUGGAACAGUCAGAACAAAUAUGAAUGUGUUUUUCUUUUUUAACUGCUCCGAACCAAAUAUGUGGUUUUUAUUUUUGUCGUGUGGGUUUUUCUUUUGAAUCUAUAUGUAAUAGGUGAACUUACAAGCCUCUUUUUUUGUAACUGCACUGUAGUUGCUAGAUUGAAUCGUUGUCGCUUUUAAAUAAAACACCCAUUUUAUACCUUUUGUCAUUUAUGUAUUUAAUAUGAAUUUAGAGAAGAUUCAAAUGACAGCUAUAGCGAUUUUCGAUGAAUACAAGUGAAUGUGCUUCUGAACAUUUAGCCUUCUUAUCGCGAGACUUGCGGUGGUGAUCACAUCGCAGGUACCAACCUGCUAGCUCAAGAAAAACUACAUCUCUUGAGUGUUGUUUUAAUGCUCAGUGAAGAUAUUUUGCCACCAACUACUGUCGGGCAUUACGGACCUGUGCUUUUGGUCGUUUCUUCUUCAGUUGCGCUGUCAGCUUCAGGACUGAAUAGUAAAGGCUGCGCUUGGUUGGCUCCCGUGUUUACACGUUAACCGGAGGUAACAUUAGCUAGCUCGGUGUAACGGCACUGAACGCCUUGCCUGGUCACAGCCAGUUUCUCAACGCUAGACUGAAGUUAACAAUGUUUAUACUCGUCUUCCAUACAAACUGGCGUUUUGCACUACAGCAUAUUGCUUGCCAUCAUCGUGUGUAACACUAACACUAGCAGUCGCUUAAGUGAUAAAGCAUUUAGGAUUUUUUGUGAUUAUUAUAACAUUACUAUAAAGAAGCACACGUUGUAGAUAUCGAGUUAUAAAUGUCUGAUGGCGUAAUGCUGUAAAUUGGCUGUUUAGUAUGGCAGCAUCUCAUGGCAGUUCAUAGAUGCCACGGCAGAGGAGUGUAUAGCGGUAGCCACGUCGUCCGUCUACUCCCUCUGGAGGCAAACCACAGAAGAAAACAGCAGUGGCAACCAGCUGUUGUCAUUAAAACAGCAUCCAUAAAACAAAGGACAAUGGAGUCUGUGAGGAGCGCUUUCCAUGCUCAGCUGGCCACCGUCAUGGACUCACUGCUGGCAGCCGCUGUGUGCGAGAUAGCCAAGAUCUUUGAGAGCAGCCUGUGUGAACAGCAGGCGGAGCUGGCGCAGAAAACCGAGGAGCUCUCCAUCCUCCGGUGUAAGCUGGAGAAAGUGGAGAGGAGGCAGAAGGCAAAGGGUGGAGGGAGCGAGGAGGGAGAGAUGUCCUCAGGAGACAGAGAGGGCAGCUUGAAGCAACAGACCCUGACAGGAUCAGGACUGAAUAUGGGAAAAGAUGUCUCUUCUCAUUCAGACCCAGUAGAAGGACUCAGCCAGAGCCUUGGUAAACUGAAGGAGGAGGUCAAGGGUCAGGAUGGAGCUUCAGUAAAGCACGAGCGUGCUGGGUCACGGCCUGGCCUGGGGUCUUUCACAGCCCAAGCGCCAGAGAGAAGCCUCGCAGUUGGGGACGAGAUGCAGAUUGAUGCCCUGACUCCUACACAAGCUAAGACAAAAUUAUCUCACUGGGAUCAGAGCAGUCGUGGUGCAGACCACAGACCCCUUCAGGAUCAAGCCUCUGCCCCAUUUCUCUCCAUCUCCCAGAGUGGACGCUGCUCCCCCAGACCUGACCCUAGCCUGGCUCAACCAGGUGAGUGGUUACCUGGGUUGGACACCACCCGAGGUGGGGUGUCCAGUCUGGAGAACCUGCAGGCAGACAGCACCAGCUGCACUGGUGCAGCUAGCAGCAGCACUGGCACAGAUGCGCCCUGCUUCAGGCCUGGUUUUGGCUCAGAUGAGACCAGCAACGAAGAUGAUGACUCUUUCCCAUUUCUGGACCAGGAGCCUGAGAACCAGAACUCCAACCAGAACGCAGAGAGGGGGGCCCAGCAGGAUCAAUCCCAAGCUCCACCUGGUGAGUCACUAUGGAGACCAAGAGACGAGAGGGGUGGGAGACCCUCCAUGAAUAACACGCGGCGAGUCACAAAUUUUGGAAACAGAGAUCCUCUCCGACCCCAGUCUAAUACACAGCUGCUCACUUUACGACACACAAACGCUCUUAGCCACCCUCCAGCUUCAAGUGGAGGGAACGGCCGACCUUACACCUGUCCAUACUGCACAAAGUGUUUUACGUACCCCUCUCACCAGCGCAGACACCUUUUACGCCACACAGGAGUCAGACUGCAUCCCUGUCAGUUUUGUGAAAAGAGCUUCCUCACUCCCUCUGAGCUUACUGUGCACACUCGCACACAUACAGGGGAGCGGCCUUUUGGCUGUGCUCAGUGUGGUAAACGUUUCGCCCGCAGCGGGAACCUGAGAGCGCACCAGCGGGACGUUCACAUGGGGAAGAGGCCCUUUGCUUGCACAGAGUGCGGAAAGAGAUUUGCCCACAGGGGAAACCUUAGGGUGCACAAUCACAGAGUCCACCAAGGAGAUCCCUACUACAUGGAUGACCAGCAGGAGCCUGACAUAGUCCCAAAUCCCAUUUAAAAAGAUUUUUUAAAUUAAAAAAAUGGAUCUGCACUUUGAAUUUCAUUUGCACAAUAAAACCUAAAAACUUCUUUGAAGGUUGCCUGUAUCAGUGAGCACUUAAAAUAGUUUAAAAUACUUCAGGUUUUUGUUUUAUUUGUUUCUGUUUUGAGACAAGUGUUAAAUUAAUUAUCCAAAGUUUAAGCUACAUUUAUUGACCCACAGAAUCAAAGUUAGUUUCUAAAUGUUUUUUUCAGUUUUGACUCAUAAUUUUGGGUCACGCAAAAAGAAAGAGUGUCUUAUUUUGCUGUAUUGUAAAUGAAUAGAUGUAAUUUUCCAAGAAUAAGAAACACUGGCUGCUGAUGUGAAGAAUGUAAUAAUAAUGAUUCUCCAGGCUGACUUUAUCUUCCAGUGAUGUUCUUCCCUGUAUGUGGACAGUUGGCAAAUGGAUCCAUGCACCUUUUCAUUACUUAAUGUGACAAAACUCCAAAAUAACAAUAAUAAUAAUAUUUUUUGUAAAGUGACUAAAGAAAGACUAGUUGGUAUUAGCUUAGGACAUGUGGCACGCAGAGGUAGGAUAGCACAUCUGUUUCUUCACAUUUGUCCUGUACUGCCUAUCUCCUCAAACCAUUAAGUUGAAUGUAUUGUGAAAAAAAUGGAAAUGUGUUCCUGCAACAAGUCCAUAAUCAUGAUGUUAAAGAACUGUACUUUCCUUUCAGCCUGUUUUUGCGAAGUGAAAUUAAACACUAUAGUCAUGCAUUAACUCCUUAUGUUUCUCCUAAGCCUGAAAAAUCACUUCACUUUAGAGUUUGGUUUUAGUUUCGCUGCACAAGUCUUUGUCAGACACUAGGGGGCAGUGCCAACACACAAAAGAGUUAUAGAAACAGCUUUGGACAGCUUUGCACAUUUUGGUAGUGUUGCCCUAUAUUUCAGAACUUUUUCCCUGAUGCACGCACUUGUGUCAUCGUGCCAUCUCUCAAGCUGUGCUUGUUAGGCAAAAUCAAAACGAGACUACAUCGGUUACUGGGUUUAGGUGCUAAAGACCCAAUUUCUCUUUAGCCGUUUGGCUUUAAAAGUGUGCAAAAACAGCAGUUUAAUUAUUGUCAGAGGGGCCAUUCUAUUUUUACCCCAGUCCAUAUCUUCAAAAGAUGUGCUGAAAGAUUUGGAGCCUUUCAUAAAACUAUAUUUGCAUAUGCUUUUAUGAACAACAUCAUAAUAAGUCCCCGUGUGUGUUUUCUUUUCUCCAUAUAGUUCCUGAAAAAGUAACUUCCUUAUUGUGGAAAUGAGUGGAAACAAAACCCAGAUGUCUCAUUCUAUGUAAAAUGAUGAAAAAGUAUUUUUCACUCUUAAUUAUUCAAGUUAAAUCAGAAUCCAUUAAAACUGUAAGUUGGUAUGAAA
Molecule: messenger RNA, 7465 nt
Organism: Oreochromis niloticus (Nile tilapia)
Lineage: Eukaryota; Metazoa; Chordata; Actinopteri; Cichliformes; Cichlidae
Product: zinc finger protein 13
Exons: 9
Coding region: 4460-6088 (542 amino acids)
Biological process (GO): regulation of transcription by RNA polymerase II
Molecular function (GO): RNA polymerase II cis-regulatory region sequence-specific DNA binding; DNA-binding transcription factor activity, RNA polymerase II-specific
Source: RefSeq, a predicted model, not a curated record